Molecule: messenger RNA, 1302 nt
Organism: Sinocyclocheilus anshuiensis
Lineage: Eukaryota; Metazoa; Chordata; Actinopteri; Cypriniformes; Cyprinidae
Product: protein Dr1
Exons: 4
Coding region: 421-951 (176 amino acids)
Biological process (GO): negative regulation of transcription by RNA polymerase II; RNA polymerase II preinitiation complex assembly
Cellular component (GO): negative cofactor 2 complex
Molecular function (GO): TBP-class protein binding; protein heterodimerization activity; RNA polymerase II general transcription initiation factor activity
Source: RefSeq, a predicted model, not a curated record
GAAUCACCGGAUAUCCGGAAGUGAUGAAUUUUGGGGUUAAUUUCGUUGAUCGCUAACGGUGUGGGUGAAGCAAUGAAUUAAGAGCGUCGGAUGCUUAAACAAUUCCGCCCUGGGCUUUGGCCGAACGCUGGCGCCGUCUGUUAGUUUACCCAGGCAGCUUGAGAAUGAACGACCGGAGUUGAAUCAUGAUUAUAAACGCGCACAGGAACAGUAGCAGCACUGAUGUGUGGAUGUGGAGAGUCAGCGUAAACUGAUCAACCGAAAGUGUUUUAGUGAUCUGCUAUAAGAAAGCCAACCACACCAUUUGAAUCUCCACACAAAGCCGCCUCUGUGGGUGUUUCAUCAUUAACGACCCAUUGAACUUCCUCGCCUGGUUUCGGUCCCCUUCAAACACUGAAGCGUCUCGGCAGCUCAUCCCUCAUGGCCUCUUCAUCGGGCAACGACGAUGACCUGACGAUCCCGAGGGCGGCGAUCAAUAAAAUGAUUAAAGAAACGCUUCCCAAUGUGCGAGUGGCGAACGAUGCCAGAGAGCUGGUGGUGAACUGCUGCACAGAGUUCAUUCACCUCGUCUCAUCAGAGGCCAACGAGAUCUGCAAUAAAUCCGAGAAGAAGACUAUAUCCCCAGAACAUGUUAUAAACGCGCUUGAAAGUCUAGGUUUUGGGUCAUAUAUCGCAGAAGUAAAAGACGUUCUGCAAGAGUGUAAAACCGUAGCACUUAAACGGAGGAAGGCCAGCUCUCGACUAGAGAACCUUGGCAUACCUGAGGAAGAGCUUCUCCGUCAACAGCAGGAAUUAUUUGCCAAGGCACGGCAGCAGCAGGCUGAGUUAGCACAGCAGGAGUGGUUACAGAUGCAGCAGGCCGCCCAGCAGGCACAGUUAGCGGCAGCUUCAGCCAGUUCCGCUCAGCAGGCCGGAUCUUCCCAGGAUGAAGAUGAAGAGGAUGACAUGUGACUCCUGGCUGGCUUUCCAAGCACACAGAUAGAUUGACAAAUAUAUAUAUUUACAGACAUGUACGGUCUUAUACACAUUCUCUGUCCUCCGUAACCUUAGCAGAGAACCUCUGCAGUGUUUUCUUCUAUAUAAACUUUUAAAUCCCAGAUCACCAGUAUAAAUUCAUACUGACAGUUUAGGAGCAAUCAUAGGUGUUCUCCUGUGAUUUGUUGCUAUGUUUGCCUCGAUUCACUUGUUAACUAGAAUUAUUAGCUUUCAAAAAUCCCUCUUUUUCUUUCUCAUUUGUUCCUGAUUUAAUUGAAGGCAGUUGCCAUAAGUUGCCAAUGUGUGUGGGAAGAAUGUUAAGUCAUG